Molecule: messenger RNA, 1944 nt
Organism: Pieris brassicae (large cabbage white)
Lineage: Eukaryota; Metazoa; Arthropoda; Insecta; Lepidoptera; Pieridae
Product: proton-coupled amino acid transporter-like protein CG1139
Exons: 10
Coding region: 140-1561 (473 amino acids)
Biological process (GO): amino acid transmembrane transport
Cellular component (GO): vacuolar membrane
Molecular function (GO): amino acid transmembrane transporter activity
Source: RefSeq, a predicted model, not a curated record
AUGGUCAGUCAAAAUCUCGCGCAGGUUCUUAGUUCAGCCAGUCGUAUAGUAAAUGUCGCAGUGCGCAGUGAUAUUUUUUUUUGUAAUGCGCACAACCUCGUGAUUACUUACGCUUUUUGACUCAAUUAUAUCUAUCAUAAUGUCUUCGAAGGAGAAGCCAGUCGCUGAAAACUUCAAAUCUACUGCUGACUUAACAAGCAAUUUAGGAUUCCAGUCGUCUCUCAGCAUCGAGUCAAAAGAUGCUUGUGAGGAGAAGGCUUACAAUCCAUUUGAGCAUAGACAAGUGGAACAUCCUACUACUACAUUUGGUGCCAUAGCUCAUAUCUUGAAAGCAUGCAUAGGGACAGGAGUUUUGGCUAUGCCUGCGGCAUUCAAGAACUCAGGGCUCGUCGCAGGUGUUAUAGGAACAUUAUUCGCUGGACUGGUCUGCACACAUACAGUACAGCUUGUGGUUUCAAUAUCGCAAAAGGUUUGCGCCGAAGCUAAAAAGCCUUCUAUGAGUUUUGCGGAGACUUGCGGCGCGGCGUUCGAAUUUGGACCUAAAAAACUUCGCCCGUGGAGCUCCUUUGUUAAGACAUUGAUUGAUUACUCUAUAGCGGUUACCUACAUUAGUGUUUUAUGCGUCUAUGUGGUUUUCAUGGGUUCAUCGUUGAAGGAGGUCGUUGACUUCUACUUUCCAUCUGUAACUAUUUCUAUUCAGAUGUACUGUGUUUUAACGUUAGUACCUUUAGCAUUGCUGUGUCAGAUACGGAAUCUGAAGUACUUGGUACCCUUCUCAACGAUAGCUAACAUCUUAUUGUUAGUUGUAUUUGGUAUCACACUCUACUUCGUCUUCUUAGACAUACCACCGAUCACAGAUAGAGAAAUGAUAGCUAGCAUUACCACCUGGCCCCUGUUUAUGAGUACCGUAAUCUUCGCUAUGGAGGGUAUCGGUGUGGUAAUGCCAGUUGAGAAUGAGAUGAAAAAUCCUCAGCGAUUCUUGGGAUGUCCUGGAGUAUGGAACACAUCUAUGGUUAUCGUAAUAAGUCUAUUUGGAAUUGUUGGUUUCUUUGGUUACGUCCAAUAUGGUGAUGCAGCUAAAGGCAGUGUUACCCUGAACUUGCCCGAGGAUCAUGUGAUUGCUCAAGCCACAAAAGUGCUAAUGGCGGUGGUAAUAUUCUUCUCAUUCGCUCUACAAUUCUACGUGCCAAUGGAGUUCAUAAAUAGAUUACUGAAGAGCCGACAAUCCAAUAGAUUUGAUAAUUUUAUUCAGAUUAGUAUUAGAACGGUCAUCGUGACUACAGUUGUUGCAAUCGCCGCCGCGUUCCCUAAUUUGGAACUUGUGAUCAGCUUCGUUGGAGCUAUCUUCUUUUCAUCACUCGGUCUCCUUAUUCCAGCUUCCAUCGACAUUGUUUACAACUGGGAUCGUGGUUUUGGUUUCCUUAAAUAUAGGCUGAUCAAAAACAUUCUUAUUUGUAUCAUCUCCAUAGUGGCCUUGAUUUCCGGAGCUUAUGUGUCCGUUGUAGGAAUGAUUGAAGAUUUUUCUAAGGAACCGGAACAUGUUAAUAGCACUUUUGUUUAAUUGCCAUAAUAACUAGACCAUAAUGUAGUUAAAUAAUGAAGAAAGUACACAAACUGACGAUAAUUUAUUGUUGUGAUAUUUUUACGUAAGUUAACAAACAAAGUUAAUGAAUUUACUAUUUAAACUAUUUUGUAUUAUUGAUGAAGUCAGUCGCCGUCAAUCCCGACUAGCACAUUUCUAUGGUUUUGACAUUACCAUUAUAAAUAUUUAUUUAAUACUAAUAAACUUAAUGAUUUAUUUGAUAUACAAUAUAUGGUAAAAAUUCUACUCAUUGGUGAUUGAGUUACUUAGAGUAUAGUAAUUAUUAAAUACACGUAUAUGUAUUAUUCAGCAAAACAUGACAUAUACCUAUAAUAAAAAUAGCUACCGAUUUACUCAAAAGC